CUUCAUUCUUCUAUACCCAACAUGCCUUUCAACUACUCUCAGGCCCUCAUCAUUGGCGCCACCUCCGGCAUUGGCCGGGCCUUGGCAGCCACCCUCGUGCAGAACAACAUCCCUGUUGUGCUCACCGGCCGGCGUGAGGCAAACCUGUCCGAGUUUGCCGCCCAGUACGGACCCGACAAGGUCAAGACGAAGGUGUUCGACGUGACCAACCUGGAAAAGAUCCCCCAAUUCGCAUCCGAAGUGCUCGCCGAAAACCCGCAAAUCGACUUCAUCUUCGUCAACUCUGGCAUCCAGCGACCAUUCGACUUCGCGCAGCCCUCAACCGUCGACCUAUCCAUCUUCAACCAGGAACUGGUAACCAACUACACGGCCCCAGUCUACCUGAGCAAAGCCUUCCUGCCGCACCUGCAAGCGCAGACAAACAAGCAGACAGCGAUUCUAUUCACGACGUCGCAGAUGGCGCUGGUCCCGAUGAUGCGGUGCCCCAACUACGGCGCCUCCAAGUCGGCGCUGCACCACUUCAUCCUGGCGCUGCGCACGCAGGUCAGCGCGGGACCCGGAAACGUCAAGGUGAUCGAGGUGUUCCCGCCCGCGGUGCAGACGGAGCUGCACGACACCAAGCACCAGCCCGACCUGAAGGACGGACACUUGAUUGGCAUGCCGCUGGACGAGUUUGUGAGUGGCGUGUGGGCGCAGCUGCAGCAAGGCGAGGAGCAGAUUGCGGUUGGAUCGGCUAAGGAGAUCUUUGAUGCGUUUGAGCCCAAGCGUCAGGAGUUGUAUGCGGAUAUGACGGCGCAGCUGGAUGUUGUUAUUAAGCAGUUCCUGCGGUGA
Aspergillus heteromorphus CBS 117.55 is the source of this 831-nucleotide messenger RNA. Its product is annotated as putative short-chain dehydrogenase/oxidoreductase. Gene Ontology annotation, molecular function: oxidoreductase activity. The record is from RefSeq and is a predicted model, not a curated record. The transcript has 2 exons. NCBI's taxonomy places the organism in Eukaryota, Fungi, Ascomycota, Eurotiomycetes, Eurotiales, Aspergillaceae. Bases 22 to 831 code for a protein of 269 amino acids.